Messenger RNA from Parnassius mnemosyne (clouded apollo), 681 nucleotides. NCBI's taxonomy places the organism in Eukaryota, Metazoa, Arthropoda, Insecta, Lepidoptera, Papilionidae. The record is from the annotation of a GenBank genome assembly.
AUGGGAAAAUAUCAAGAUCUGUCUCCAAGGAAAAUUUACGAAAUUAAAACUUUAUUAUUGCAUACUGGGCACUUCCAAAGGCAGAUUGCAUCGAUUGCUAAUGUUUGUUUUUCUAAUGAGUCGUCAGUGCAAAUUUUAUCGGACAAAGCUGAAUUUGCAAGAAGAAGGAAAGGUGAGAAAUUCAAAGAAGAUUGCAUAGUCAACCGAGUGAAGUACCCACUCAGCGUCAUGGUAUGGUCCAUAAUAAGCAGCAAAGGCACUGGUCGUCUCAACAUUGUGGAAGGAACGAUGCGCCAGGAUCUAUAUAUCCAGGUACUUGAGACAAAGAUGCUGCCCCAGGUCCUGGUGUUGUUUCCUAACGGUGAAUUUAAGUUGAUGCAUGACUCUGCUCCUUGCCACAAAGCAAAAAAGGUCACGAAAUUUCUAAAUGCCCAGAAAGUAAAGGUUCUUGACUGGCCUGGGAAUCCGCUGGACCUCAAUCCCAUAGAGAAUUUCUGGGAGUUGAUGAAACGAGAAAUUUCCAGAGAAGUCGUCAAUAAUAAACGCGAACUGAUCGAGCGUUUGAUAGAUGUUUGGCAUAGGAGUGAAUCAGUAAAGAUAAACUGCUCAAAAUGUAUCGAAAGUAUGCCCAGGAAAAUUCAGGCGGUUAUAGAAGCAAAAGGCGGUGUCACUAAAUAUUGA